UUUCACCUCCUCUCCUUCUCUUUCCUUCUCCUCACCUGUCCGGGAACUCCAUCACCGGGCGGGCGGAGGACCGGCGAGCGAGGACGGCGCCAUGGUCCAGGUGGCCGCAGCGACGUUUCCGAUUCUGGGCAUUGGUCUCUUCUUGGGCGGCGGACCGAAGCUUUGGAAAGAAGUGGUUUGCCCCAUCAUCGUCUCUCUAUUGAGUACCAUCAUCUCGCUCGUCGUCCUCUUCUCAGCUGCCUUGGAGCCACAAGCAUCAGCGCUGAUCAAUGCAAGGUGGCCAGGAUGGAUCGCCUGGAUUUCAGCCAUCCUUCUGGUCCUGGCUGAGACUGCUCUGGUGAACAUAAUCCUCAUGCUGGUUCUCUUCGGUUGCGUCCAGUCGAAGCUUCACCGGGCCAUUCUGGAAGAGAAGGGGAUCAUGGAGCAGUUGAGGACGGAAUGUGCUCAGGAGGGGAGAAGCCUUCCUGAGGUGAACUGCGCCAGGGAUUUGGGGCACAACAUCCUCUUCCUCUUGGGCAGGAUUCCCUUGAUGAUCAUCACACUGCCACUUCACGGCAUUCCAGUACUUGGCCAGGUGGCCUGGGUCCUUCUGAAUGGCUGGAUCUACUCAUGGGAGCUCGAAGCGGAGUUUAUGGUCUUUGCUCGCAAUCUGCAUGGAUGCAAGCAGCAGUGGCGCUUCAUCAAGCCGCGCUGUGGAGCUUUUGUAGGCUUUGGCGCGGUGGCGAUGGCUCUUGAAUUGAUCCCGUUCGUGGGCCCCUGGAUCUUCUUCGCGUCGAACGCCUGCGGUGCCGCCGUGAUGUCCGAGCAGUGGUUCAAGGAAACGCACACCCGCAAUGGCACGGUCUGGACGAAGAAGCCAAAUCUUCAUGCUUCUGCAGUGCUAGGCUGUUCAAGCUCUGAAGAGACGACUCAAACUGAUGCGAGCAACCCGAUUUAGUGGCCAAUCAUGUGAGGAACCAAUCGACCUGGCCAAAAGCCCAAAAAGG
Messenger RNA from Durusdinium trenchii, 986 nucleotides. The record is from the annotation of a GenBank genome assembly. NCBI's taxonomy places the organism in Eukaryota, Dinophyceae, Suessiales, Symbiodiniaceae.